Messenger RNA from Triticum turgidum subsp. durum (durum wheat), 1140 nucleotides. The record is from the annotation of a GenBank genome assembly. Lineage: Eukaryota; Viridiplantae; Streptophyta; Magnoliopsida; Poales; Poaceae.
AUGGCUGCGGCCGCCGAGGGGACGAGCAGGCGGAGGAUCCUCGACUACCUCAACGACGGCGAGGAGUUCGGGGUCGCGGGGCCCUCGUCCGCCGCCCCGGCGACGCCCAGGGCGCUGGCUGCGGCCAGGUCGCUGCUGCCCAGGUUCCGCUGGGCGCGGCUCGCCAGGCUCGGCGGCAAGGCCCGCGCCGGCGACGGCAAAGGGCGGCCGCCCACGGCGGUGGUCGAUGACGAGAUCGUUGCCGCGGAAGAGGAGGGCGAGCCGCGGGACGCCUCGGGUGCCUCUGCCUCAGGUACGUCGAUUCCAGCGGCGGCGGCCGGCGGCGGCGGCGAGACGACGAGGCCGUCGGGCCUGGGCGUCGGGCUGAGCCUGGUGUUCCUGCUGGCCAAGACGUCCGACGAGUUCAACAAGAUGGCCAGGGUGAGGGCCGAGAUGGAGGCGCUGAUCAGGGACUUCAAAGGCCAGCAGGCCAUGGCGACGGCCAACGCCCGCGGCGGCGACGACGACGCGUCGGGGGCCCUCAACCCCGAGUCCGCCGCGUCGAGCUGCCUCACGGACGGGAACGAACCGCAGGCCGCGACCGCCCGGUGCGAGGACCAUCGUCGCCGUCACCAUCGGCAUCAGGUCGCCUCGUCCUCCGGCGCGGAGAUGGAGGCGGCGAGCCGCAGGAGGAUGGACGUGCUGGAGGAGGAGUUCCACGCGGAGCUCGAGCGCGUUCGCGCCCGCUACGGCCAGGACACGCCGCCGUUUUCGACGGGAGAGGGGCGCGACGAGGGCGGAGCAGAGCCGUCGGACGACGACGAGGACGGCAUUGCCGACUGCCGGCAGGGAUUCGAGAGCGACCUCGGCGACGACGACGACGACGACCAUGGCAACAACAACGACGAGGAGGAGGGGGACGACGACGACGACGCUGAUCGGUACCACGGCGUCUCGGCCAUCGAGCUGGAGAGGAGGCUGCACGAGCUGCUCCACCAGAGGAACCAGGAGCGGAUCGAGGAGCUGGAGGCCGCGCUGCGGCGCGCCGAGAAGCGGCUCUUCGACAAGGAGAUGGAGGCGUCCCUCUGGAAGGACACCGCCAAGAUGGCCUUCCGCCACGACCACCACCACGGCCACGACGACGACGACGACUCGCCGUAA